GACAGUUGUAACGUUAUUAGUUUGCGUUCUAAUUUCGUGUUUGGUGGGUGACUAUCAAACUCAAAAAUGACGGAAGAGUCGGCUGUUAAAGUCUGUGUUCGAGUUCGUCCGCUUAUUGCGAGGGAAGAAAAUGCUGCAUUGGAGAAUACAGAUCCUGUCCAGCUGUUUUGGAAAGCUGAUAAGAAAUCAAUUCAUCAGAUUGAUGAUGGGAAUUCCACCAAGAGCUUUAGUUUUGACCGCGUUUUCACUGCUGAAGAAACAACCAAUCAGCUAUAUCAGGAUAUUGCGAAGCCUCUGGUUGUUUCCUCCGUUGAAGGAUACAAUGGAACCAUAUUUGCUUAUGGGCAGACUUCUUCUGGAAAGACUUUCACCAUGAUGGGGAGUGACCGUAUUCCUGGAGUGAUUCCUCUCGCUGUGGAAGAUGUCUUCCAAACCAUUAAAAAUUGUCCAAAGAAGGAGUUCCUUCUCAGGGUUUCUUACAUGGAAAUCUACAAUGAGACUGUGACUGAUCUGCUUGUUGACAGCUGGAAGAGAAAACCCCUGGAAGUCAGAGAGACAAUCAAUAAAAACAUCUAUGUGGCUGACCUGACUGAAGAACUGGUAACGUCUCCUGCACAAGCCUUGGCCUGGAUUCGAAAAGGAGAAAAGAACCGUCACUAUGGAAAGACAAAAAUGAACCAGCGGAGCAGCCGCUCACACACCAUUUUCCGAAUGAUCCUGGAGAGUCGAGAAAGGAGUGACCCUGCAUCAGGGGAAAAUGCUGAUGGAGCCAUUAUUGUGUCUCAUUUGAAUCUAGUUGAUCUAGCAGGAUCUGAAAGAGCAAGUCAGACAGGAGCAGAAGGCACACGGUUCAAAGAAGGUUGCAAUAUCAAUCGCAGCCUGUUCACCCUUGGCCAAGUGAUCAAGAAACUGACUGAUGAAAGCCAGAAGGGUUUCACUAACUACAGAGACAGUAAGCUAACCCGCAUCCUGCAGAACUCCUUGGGUGGGAAUGCUAAAACCGUCAUCAUCUGCACCAUUACUCCUGUCACUCUAGAUGAAACCCUCAGCACCCUGCAGUUUGCCAGCACUGCAAAGAAAAUGAAGAAUGACCCUCAUGUGACAGAGGUGUCUGAUGACGGGGCUCUGCUCAAAAGGUAUCGCAAUGAAAUUGUAGACCUCAAACGACGGCUUCAUGAGGUUUCUUCAGUCACACAGACCACAGCAACAGAGAAGGAGGUUCUCUCCCAGCUGCUCCAAGAGAAGGAUCAGCUUCAGCGAGAACAAGAGGACAGGAUCAAAAACUUGACCAAACUGCUUGUUACCAGCUCAAACCUGGUUCCUGUAAAAAAGAUGCCAAAACGCAGGGUCACGUGGGGAGGAAAGAUGCUCAGAUUUGCCCGUCCGUCUGCCUGUGUCGGUGCUUCAUCUGACCUCAGCUUUGCAGAAUCAUUCACUCUGAAGAGGAAAGCUGACCGCUCCUGUCUGAUGGAGCUGGGUGAAGAUGAUGAGGACUUUGACUCCCGCUGGGAGAUUCCUGACGAGCCAUCAGAUGAAAUGGAGAUGAGUCAGAGCUCUGUGACUACUCGAAGCUUUGGAGACAGUCCAAAUGACUUUGUGUCUCCAGAGGGGAUACGUGACCUUUCAGGGAAAGUGUCCAACCUUGAGCUGCAGCUGGAAAUGGAGAGUCAACAGAAAGAGGAGGCUAUGACAAAGAUAGAAACAUUAGAUGGCAGAGUGGCCGAGCUGGAGCUGCAGCUGCAAACAGAGGCCCAGCAGAAGCAUGAGACUGUGGAGAAAAUACACUCAAUGGAGCAGAGGGCAGCGGAGCUGGAGCUGCAGCUACAAACAGAGGCCCAGCAGAAGCACGAGACUGUGGAGAAAAUACACUCAAUGGAGCAGAGGGCAGUGGAGCUGGAGCUGCAGCUGCAAACAGAGACCCAGCAGAAACACGAGGCCAUGGAAAAGGUGGAGAUGUUGGAGUUCCGAAUGGCAGACCUGGAGAGACGGCUGGAAGAGCAGUGCGACACUCAGAGUGAAACUCAACAGAUGAGAAGAGAGUUUGCAGAGACCAUUGAGUUGUGUGAACAUUUGGCUUCAGAAAAGGAUGUGGUCCUCGGUGAACGAGACAAUCUGAAGCAGGAGCAGGGGUUGUUAAAAGAGCAGAUUGAGAGUCUGGAGAAGAAUAAUGCUGCUCUGUCACAAGAGCUGGAGGAGAAGAGAGAAAUGGACGAGUUCAAGUCUCUAGAGGAGGAGUUCAAGAAAGAGCAUGAGAUCGAGUUGCAAAAUGAAAUAUCCUGCUUGAAGAAGACUAUCGAAUCUUCUAAAGUCCAGUUCCUGGAGCUUCAGAAAAAAAUAGAAACUUUGUCUGAGGAGCUGAAGAAGAAAAGUGACUUUGCAGAGGAGCUUCAGAGUAUGAGCGGUAAGGAUCUGGUGCAGGAGGUGGCGACGCUUCGUCGCUCUCUGGAUGAUGCUGAGGGCAUCAGCAGAGACACAAAGAAGGAAUGGGCUGUCCUGCGCAGUCAAAACAUCGCUCUGGAGGAGACAGUUGUAACUCUGACUGCCGGCCAUGAGAAGAUGGACACUGAGGUCAACAGCCUGCGUUUUCAACUUGAGGCAGAGAAGUCACGCUGCAGAAUGAUGCAGUGUGACCUCCAAAAAGAGCUGAAAGUUGUGUUUGAUGAGAACACCAAGCUCACCACUCUGCUAGAUGGAAAAGUCCCAAAAAAUCUAAUAGACAGCGUGGAACUAGAGAGAGCAGUGGCUAAUCUGAACAAAGAGCUAAUAGCGUCUCGUGAAGCAGAGGCGGCCCUCAGAGUUCAACUGGAGGAUCUGGCUUCAUACCAGGCUCUCCCAGAUAAAGUGGACAAUUUGAUGAAGGAGGCUGCAGAGACACAAGUUGUUCUACACUCUCUUCAAGAUGAGCUCCAAGAGCAGAGGCAGAAAAACUCUGAUUUGGUGAAACUCUGUGAGCAGAAGGACUCUGAUAUGCUGAGCCUGUCACAGGAACUUCAGUGUGUGCGGGAUGAGAAGGACAAUCUCCUGAUGGCCGGUGUUCAGAGCUCUGCAGAGGAGAAGGAGGAGCUGCUCUCGACUGUGGCUUCUCUCACUGCAGAGAGAGACCAGCUCAAGAUGGACCUGCAGGAAAAUGUUGAGAUGAUGAUUGACAACCAGGAGGAGCUGAGGACAGUCCUGGAGAAGAAUCGUGAACAGAAGGAGCGGCUCAAACAGCUGGAGACUGCACAAACAUCUAAACUGGAUGGUCCUCCCAGUGAGAUGAGUGCACAGCAAGAGGAGCUGCAAACACAUUUGAAGACUCUGGCUGAGGAGCUUGAGAGUGUGCGAGCAGAAAGAAACAGUCUGCUGUCUGAGAGGAUGACCAGCAUGCAGACUCACAGUGAGGAGGUGGAGAAGCUGCUGUGCAGAGUGACGACUCUCAGCGAGGAGAGAGAUCAGCUGCAGGAGAUACUGGAGGGAUUGAGACAGGAGAAGCAGCAGCUCAGAGCAGAGCUGGAGGACAGGAUGGAGAUGGUUGCACAAGCCCACAGUGAGUUUAACCAGCCAGAGAUGUUGCCCUCAGAACUACAAGUGCGUGAUGAGGCCGUAACCCAACUUCAGCAAGAGAUUGAGCAACUGCAGGCUACUCUACAGGUCGUCAGUGAGCAGAAGAGCCAGUUGGAAGAUGAUCUGCAGCGUAAUGUGGAGAUGGCAACAGUCUCUCAAAGCCUCCUACAUUCACUUCAGCAGCAGCUCCAAGAGCAGAAUCAAAGAUACACUGACCUGGAAAGACAAAGCCAAGAGACACAAGCUCAGCUACAACAACAGGUGUCAGAGACUCAGUGUCUUCAGCAUUCUCUUCAAGAGGAGCUCCAAGAGCAGAAGCAAAAGAGCUCCGAUCAUAUGAAACUCUGUGAGCAGAGGGAAUCUGACUUGGAGCAACAGGCGAAGACUCUGAGCGAGCAGCUUGAGAGUGCGCGAGCAGAGAGGGAUGACCUGUUGUUUAAGAAGGAGACCGUGUGUCAGAACUCCACAGAGGAGGUGGAGAAGCUGCUGUGCAGAGUGACGACUCUCAGCGAGGAGAGAGAUCAGCUGCAGGAGAUACUGGAGGGAUUGAGACAGGAGAAGCAGCAGCUCAGAGCAGAGCUGGAGGACAGGAUGGAGAUGGUUGCACAAGCCCACAGUGAGUUUAACCAGCCAGAGAUGUUGCCCUCAGAACUACAAGUGCGUGAUGAGGCCGUAACCCAACUUCAGCAAGAGAUUGAGCAACUGCAGGCUACUCUACAGGUCGUCAGUGAGCAGAAGAGCCAGUUGGAAGAUGAUCUGCAGCGUAAUGUGGAGAUGGCAACAGUCUCUCAAAGCCUCCUACAUUCACUUCAGCAGCAGCUCCAAGAGCAGAAUCAAAGAUACACUGACCUGGAAAGACAAAGCCAAGAGACACAAGCUCAGCUACAACAACAGGUGUCAGAGACUCAGUGUCUUCAGCAUUCUCUUCAAGAGGAGCUCCAAGAGCAGAAGCAAAUGAGCUCCGAUCAUAUGAAACUCUGUGAGCAGAGGGAAUCUGACUUGGAGCAACAGGCGAAGACUCUGAGCGAGCAGCUUGAGAGUGCGCGAGCAGAGAGGGAUGACCUGUUGUUUAAGAAGGAGACUGUGUGUCAGAACUCCACAGAGGAGGUGGAGAAGCUGCUGUGCAGAGUGACGACUCUCAGCGAGGAGAGAGAUCAGCUGCAGGAGAUACUGGAGGGAUUGAGACAGGAGAAGCAGCAGCUCAGAGCAGAGCUGGAGGACAGGAUGGAGAUGGUUGCACAAGCCCACAGUGAGUUUAACCAGCCAGAGAUGUUGCCCUCAGAACUACAAGUGCGUGAUGAGGCCGUAACCCAACUUCAGCAAGAGAUUGAGCAACUGCAGGCUACUCUACAGGUCGUCAGUGAGCAGAAGAGCCAGUUGGAAGAUGAUCUGCAGCGUAAUGUGGAGAUGGCAACAGUCUCUCAAAGCCUCCUACAUUCACUUCAGCAGCAGCUCCAAGAGCAGAAUCAAAGAUACACUGACCUGGAAAGACAAAGCCAAGAGACACAAGCUCAGCUACAACAACAGGUGUCAGAGACUCAGUGUCUUCAGCAUUCUCUUCAAGAGGAGCUCCAAGAGCAGAAGCAAAUGAGCUCCGAUCAUAUGAAACUCUGUGAGCAGAGGGAAUCUGACUUGGAGCAACAGGCGAAGACUCUGAGCGAGCAGCUUGAGAGUGCGCGAGCAGAGAGGGAUGACCUGUUGUUUAAGAAGGAGACUGUGUGUCAGAACUCCGCAGAGGAGGUGGAGAAGCUGCUGUGCAGAGUGACGACUCUCAGCGAGGAGAGAGAUCAGCUGCAGGAGAUACUGGAGGGAUUGAGACAGGAGAAGCAGCAGCUCAGAGCAGAGCUGGAGGACAGGAUGGAAACACUACAGACUGAGAUAGCACAGCUGAGUACGUGUCUACAGAACGUAACUGAGCAGAAGAGGCAGCUGGAAGAUGAUGUGCAGUACAACAUGAAUAUGGUUUCCACAACACAAGAGCUUCUGACAUCAGUCCAAGAGGAGCUGUGUGAACAGAAGCAAAUGAACACUGAUCUGGAGAAACUGAGUCAGGAGAAGGAAUGCUCUUUGGAUCAACAGAUGAGGACUGUCACUGAGAAACUGGAGAGCAUUGAAGCAGAGAGAGACAGUCUGCUCUCUGAGAAGGAAGCCAGCUGUCAGCGCUCCGCAGAGGAGAUGGAGAAGCUGCUGUGCAGAGUGACGACUCUCAGCGAGGAGAGAGAUCAGCUGCAGGAGAUACUGGAGGGAUUGAGACAGGAGAAGCAGCAGCUCAGAGCAGAGCUGGAGGACAGGAUGGAGAUGAUGCAGCAGCUGGAGCAGCAGCUUCAAAUGUCCAGAGAGAAACAAAGUUGUGUUGCAGCUCAGCGGGACGCCUCACAGCAGUUGCUCAGUGAAGCCAACACAACCAUCUCAGCACUCCAAGAGCAGCUGAGCAGUUUGGAUCAGAGCACCAGUGCAGUCAAGGAGACAGCGUUGUCUCGGCUGCAGGACUCUACUGGGCAGAUUCAGGAGUCCUUCAGAAGAUUCCAGCACUUCAUAGACACUUGUUCCAAGUAUAACUCAUCAGGUCUGGUCAGUGCCCUUAAAGCACAGUGUUUCCUGAAGCAGUCUUACCUGACCUCUCUACCAAAGCCUACCAUGAACGCCUACACGACAGUCUGUCAGUUGGGACUGCAGACUUUUCAAAGUCUGGGCAACUUUAUGGAGCACCUUAAGGUGCAAGCACAGCUCUACAGGAAUCUGUUUGAGGAGUUGGUGAAGAAAGACUUGGCUGUUUUUGAGGAGAGGCGUCUGCAGGAUGUGCUGCUGUGCAGAGUGGAGGCACCCAGUUACUCUGUCAAAGACGAGGACUUCCACACUCUGUGGGAACACAGACUGACUGAGCUGCUGGACAAGAGACACCUCUACCUGCAGAAAAUGGUCAGCAUUUCGGAGAAGCUCUGGGCCAACAUGGCCUCUUUCCCCAGUGAGCUCUCUGUUGAGUCCAGAGAGAGGGAAAAGUUCAAGGAGCAGGUGCAAGCCAUGUUCACCAACCAGCCAAUCAGCUUCAGCAGACUGGACAGGAUCCUGAGCUGUGAGCUGGACCGCAGAUCUGCUGUGUUACACAGCAGGAAGAUGACUCUGCAGGGCAUCAUUGAUGAACAGAAUGGUCUGUUUAAAGAGCUGAAGCUGCUGGAGGCCCAGGCUGAUGCUCAGCUCAGCUCAGAGAGAAGCAAGAGUUUCACUCUGCUGAAGGCGAUGGAGGGAGCUCCUCUGAAGACCGAGCUGUCCCUGCUAAAGGACAACCAGCGACUUUCUCUUCAGCUCCAACAAACUGAAGAAAAAGUCAAAGCUCUGUUUGCACAAAAUGAGCAGCUGGAGGACACUCAGGUUAGAGCCAGCGACGUGGUGUCCAACCAUAAACAGGCUACUCAACUCCUGCAGACAGAGCUGCAGGACAGCCGUGCACAGGUGGAGGAGAGAGAGAAUACAAUCCAAACCCUCAGGAGCAAAUUACAAGAGUUUGAGAAGAAAUCAACCAGUGGUGCUGAGCUGGAAAAACUCCAGAAUAAACUCUUCAAGGUGGAGGUGGAGCUGAGUUCAGCAUCUGAUAAACAUCAACAAGAGAUCCAGAGGAUGACCACUCUGCUGAAUGAAAAGGAAGGCUCACUAAGGAAGCUCAAGGAAACCCUGAGGAAAUCUCAGCAACAAGGAGAGGAGUCAUUCCUGCAGGGUGAAGACCUUCAUGCCAGACUGACCAACCCCAGAGGUUUGGUGAUCAAGAGCAGCAUUGUGCUGGAAAAGACCAAACUAGAGGAGGAAACCAAACAGCUUCAACUGAAAAUAGCUGAGCUGGAUAGCUUGGUGUCCAGUCAGCAGGCAGAGAUCAGCAAGUGGAAGAGCAGAGCCAUCAAACUGAAGGGGAGGAGCACAGCUGAGGUGGAGAAGCCUUCGUCACCUUGCACUGUGACGAAGAGGGGCCUUCCCAUGAACUCAGACUCCUCCAACUUGUUUAGUUCACCCAAGAAGCUCCUGGUUACUCCCAAGAAGGUCCUGGACUCUCCCAGGAAGGUUUUGGAGUCUCCCAAGUUCUCUCUGCUCGACUCCCCCAAAAGCAGAUUCUUUGAUGUGGCUGGAAGCUCGGAGCUGAUGUCCAGAACCUGUCCCAAGCAGUUCUUUGAUAACUCCGGCCUCGGAACCAUUCCAGAGGUUUUUCUUGUUCCUGAUGCACCAGAUGAAGAAAACGGUAAGGGCUGAAACAUCACUGUGUGUUUGGGUCAUCACUGAAGGCUGACUAACAGAAGCAUGAGGUGUUGGGUCUUCACCAGUCUUCCACGAGCCUUAAACCUUAAUCAGUACAAGGGCUGUGUGUACAUCUGUUAUGGUUUAUGGUUUACAUACACCGGUGAUGGAACCAGUUUACUGCCCCCCCCUUCAUACACACACACACACACACACACACACACACACACACACACACGUGCAUACAGACUGACAGAGACUCCUUCCAUUUUACUCAGAUGGUGAUUUUGAAGGAUCUAAGCCAAACAUUUUUAACCCACUAUUUUAAUGUUUGAGUUGGAAUGCCAAACUUUAAUGAUUUGAUUAAAUUCAAAUAUUUAUUUAUUAAUGUUAUAAUUUGUAUUCGUUCCCAGUGUAAGGACUUUUGUUCAUUUUUGUCAUUAAUAAUAAUUCAUAUAUAUUUGUUUUUCCAGGUGAAAAUUGCGUUCAUUAACUACUGCCCAUAAUUUAAACUUUGAAGCACAGGUUUUGGCAGAACAUACGAACAAAUGGCUUCUGAAAUGUCAAACAAAUUCCAGCCACUAUUCUCAGUAUCAUUAACAUCUAACAUCAUAGUGCUGCUUUUGGAGUAUAUACAGAAAGUGUAGUACUCUACUGUGAUGGCAUAAUAUUCUGCAUUUCUACACUCAUCAUUGUUUGGUUUAUUAACUGGAAGUAAACCACAAACACACACUGGUGGGUGAGUGAAACACUUGAUUAUAACCUCUGCUUGUUAUUAGCACUCUAAAAAGAAAUAUUCAUGGAAAACUAAUUAGACUGACAUGUGCAGUGGGGUUGGUUUAAGAAUUCUGUGAACAUCACAGCCACUGAAGGACAGAGACCAGUACGAUUCACUUGA
Chelmon rostratus (copperband butterflyfish) is the source of this 8662-nucleotide messenger RNA. RefSeq names its product centromere protein E (gene cenpe). Gene Ontology annotation, biological process: mitotic cell cycle; microtubule-based movement. Gene Ontology annotation, molecular function: ATP binding; microtubule binding; plus-end-directed microtubule motor activity. The transcript is spliced from 57 exons. Gene Ontology annotation, cellular component: microtubule. The coding region runs from base 67 to 7779 and encodes 2570 amino acids. The record is from RefSeq and is a predicted model, not a curated record. Lineage: Eukaryota; Metazoa; Chordata; Actinopteri; Chaetodontiformes; Chaetodontidae.